Molecule: messenger RNA, 1698 nt
Organism: Aspergillus sclerotioniger CBS 115572
Lineage: Eukaryota; Fungi; Ascomycota; Eurotiomycetes; Eurotiales; Aspergillaceae
Product: amino acid permease
Exons: 2
Coding region: 1-1698 (565 amino acids)
Biological process (GO): amino acid transmembrane transport
Cellular component (GO): membrane
Molecular function (GO): amino acid transmembrane transporter activity
Source: RefSeq, a predicted model, not a curated record
AUGGCUGACAAGGAGGUCACUUCCCCCGGGAAGGCGACCUUUGGGAAUGCCGUCACCGAACAGGACGGUUCCAAUGCUUCCUCGGAUCAGAACAGCAUCCAGUCGGGCCUGCGCGAGCGCAGACGGAAUGGCCUGACCAAGGACGUCGAGAGUGAUAAUGAGGAGGACGAGACCAAGCUGAAGCGCAAUUUGAAGAAUCGUCAUCUCCAGAUGAUCGCCAUUGGUGGUACUAUCGGCACAGGUCUCUUCAUCAGCAGUGGAACGGCCCUCGCAGAAGCCGGCCCGGCAGGCGCCCUCAUCGCCUACGCCUUCGUCGGUUCAAUUGUAUACUCGGUCAUGUGCUCGCUGGGAGAAAUGGCCACUUACAUCCCCAUCACCGGUGCCUUCACCUCGUACGCCGCGCGUCUCGUCGAUCCAAGCUUGGGUUUCGCCAUGGGAUGGAUAUACUGGUUCAACUGGGCUUCCACCUACGCGGUGGAAUUGACUGCCACCGGCAUGAUCGUCCAGUACUGGAACGAUCAGCUGUCCAUUGCCAUCUUCAUCGGGAUCUUCUGGGUGAUUAUCACGGCCAUCAACUUCCUCCCCGUCGGCUUUUACGGCGAGCUGGAGUUCUGGUUCUCCAUCACUAAGGUCUUGACCGUCUUGGGUUUCAUGAUCUUCGCCAUCUGCAUCGACGCCGGUGUUGGCAAGCAGGGAUACCUCGGCUUCAAGUACUGGCAUGAUCCUGGUGCCUUUGCCCCCUACCUCGUCACCUCCAACGAAGCUAUCGGCAAGUUCGUCGGCUUCUGGGCAGUGCUCAUCCAGGCCGGUUUCUCUUAUCAGGGUACCGAGCUGGUCGGAGUCGCGGCGGGUGAAACUGAGAACCCCCAGAAGACCGUUCCCUCUGCAAUCCGCAAGACCUUCAUCCGCAUCCUCAUUUUCUUCGUCCUGACCAUCUUCUUUAUCGGCUUGCUGGUCCCUUACACCAACCCCGAACUCGCCAGCGGAGCUGAGAACGCGUCCGCCUCUCCCAUGGUCAUCGCUGCCAAUCUGGCUGGUGUGAAGGUCCUCCCCAGCUUGAUUAAUGCUGUGCUUCUCACUGUCGUCCUAUCUGCUGCAAACUCCAACGUCUACAGCGGUAGCCGUGUCCUGCUGGGUCUGGCCCAGGAGGGGUUUGCGCCCCCGAUCUUCGGCUUGGUCACCCGCCGUGGUGUCCCCUACGUCAGUGUGGCGUUCACCGCGCUCUUUGGAUUGCUGGGAUUCAUGAACGUGUCGGACUCGGGCAGCACCGUCUUCAACUGGCUGGUUAACAUUUCCAGUGUGGCCGGAUUCAUCUGCUGGACCUGCAUCAACGCGAGUCACAUCGCCUUUAUGAAGGCUAUGAAAGCCCGCGGCGCUUCCCGCGAGACCCUUCCCUACAAGUCGAUCUGGCAGCCCUGGUUGGCCUGGUACGGGCUGUUCUUCAACAUCCUCAUCAUCUUCACCCAGGGUUUCACGGCGUGGAUCCCCACCUUCAAUGUGUCGGACUUCUGGGUCGCAUACAUCUGCCCCAUCCUGUUUGUGAUUUUGUACGUCGGCCACAAGGCCUGGUACCGCACGGGCUUUGUGCGCCCCAUCGAGGCGGACCUGGACACUGGACGCCCGCAGUACACCACGUGGGAGUCGAGCAACCCCAAGGACGGAUGGGCGAGGAGGAUCUGGGACAGCAUCAUGGGGUAG